This is a messenger RNA of Austrofundulus limnaeus, 3089 nucleotides long. RefSeq names its product XK, Kell blood group complex subunit-related family, member 6b (gene xkr6b). NCBI's taxonomy places the organism in Eukaryota, Metazoa, Chordata, Actinopteri, Cyprinodontiformes, Rivulidae. Bases 1009 to 2751 code for a protein of 580 amino acids. The transcript has 3 exons. Gene Ontology annotation, cellular component: plasma membrane. Gene Ontology annotation, biological process: engulfment of apoptotic cell; apoptotic process involved in development; phosphatidylserine exposure on apoptotic cell surface. The record is from RefSeq and is a predicted model, not a curated record.
UUUUGCUAUUUUAAGCUUUUUAUGCUUCUUUAUGCAGUUAAUUUCAGCUGUUUUCUAAGUUUUUAGCUACUUAUUGGCUAACCUGAGAUUCUUUCAGCUCAGUUAAUCUUUUUUGUGAUAAUUCUUUUCUUACUGUUUAAUCCAGUAAACGUGCUCAUUCUGUUUCUUUGUGAUAAAGUCAGCUACUUCAUUUUUCCUUAGUUUGUUGAACCCAUGUGGUCAUUAUAACAUGCUGUUUCAAUCAGCAAACUGUUAACAAUAAGUUGCAUUAAAAUCAACCAGAGCUGUUAUUCUUUUGCUCAGACACCGAGCUCUGUAAAGUCACUUAUCUUUGAUUAUUACAUCUGUGCAUCACCUCAGGAAAUAGCUUUACAAAAAUGUCCCUCAAAUAAUGGCACGGAUGGCAAAAUGGAUCAGCAGACCUGCUGUUGGUGAAGAAAUACUCCUUGCAGCCUCAUAGGAGACACUAGAUGGCAACCAAGCUGGGUGGUAGAAAGAGACAGAGUGUGUGAGUGUAAGAGGACAUGAGGGGGAGAGGUAGAGUGGAAGGGGGGUGGGGGGAUAAAUUACGUCGGCGUAGGACAGCGGAAGGACUGACGGUCUUGUUCAUGGCAGUCAGCUCGCAGCAGCAGAGACGAGGGAAACCCAUCGGAACAACUGGGACAGAAAGGUGGAAAAAAAAUAAGAGUUGUCUCCCUGCUGGGUGCACGAGUUACACAUUCAAUAGUUUGAAUUGACAGAUUAUUGCUGUGAGUAGCUGGGAUCAGAUCCGCAGUGAAGUGGAGGGGAGAGGAAGAGGAGGAAGAGGAGGAGGAGGGGGGGUCAGGAAAGAUGCGCUGCGUCUACGGUGACGCCGCUGCGCCGUUUGGGGACAGAGUCGGCUCCGCGCUGACACCCCGCUUCUGAGAGAUAGAUGGCUCCAACAUUUGGGGUGCAAAACAGGUGUCAGGGAAGUGUCGUCACGAGCCCCGGAAGCCGGAGGAGGUGGGAACACCAGAGAGGGGGAAGAUGGCAGCGAAAUCCGAUGGUCGCGGGGUCAUCACCGGUUUCGCCCAGCUGCACAACCUGGACGAGGUGGUGGGGACCGGCGAGGAGGACGCGCGCGACGGCAGCUCCUUCCACAUCUGCCACUGCUGCAACACCUCGUCUUGCUACUGGGGCUGCCGGAGCGCGUGCCUGCACUACCUCCGGAGGAAGGGGAAGAAGGGGAGAGGCGCGGGGCGAGCGCCGCCGCCGCAGGAGGAGCGCCUCUGGCUGGACUGUCUGUGGAUCGUCCUGGCGCUGCUGGUCUUCUUCUGGGACGUGGGCACCGACCUGUGGCUGGCCGCCGACUACUACCGCCAGCGGAACUUCCUGUGGUCGGGCCUGACCCUGUUCUUCGUGCUGGUGCCCUCGGUGCUGGUGCAGAUCCUGAGCUUCAGGUGGUUCGUGCAGGAUUACACGGGGGGCGGACUGGGCUCCGUGGAGGGGCUGAGCAGCGGCCGCAGGGCCACGGCCACUUUGCAGAGGGACAGGUGCUGCCGCCUGUCCGUCUGGCUCUGGCAGAGCCUCGUGCACGUCUUUCAGAUGGGACAAGUGUGGAGGUACAUUCGCACCAUGUACCUUGGCAUUCAAAGUCACCGGCAGAAAGAGAACCAGAGGCGCUUUUACUGGGCUAUGAUGUACGAAUAUGCUGAUGUCAACAUGCUGCGACUGCUGGAGACCUUCUUAGAAAGUGCCCCUCAGUUGGUGCUGCAGCUCUGCAUCAUGAUCCAGAGCAACAACGCUGAGUGGCUGCAGUGUCUUUCUGCCAUGUCCUCCCUCCUGUCCCUGGCCUGGGUGCUAGCUUCUUACCACAAACUCCUGCGUGACUCACGUGACGACAAGAAGAGCAUGAGUUAUCGAGGCGCCCUGGUGCAUCUGUUCUGGCGCCUUUUUACCAUCUCUUCGCGGGUGCUCUCCUUUGCCCUUUUUGCCUCGGUUUUCCACAUCUACUUUGGCAUUUUUGUGGUGCUCCAUUGGUGCGCCAUGGCUUUCUGGGUCAUCCAUGGCGGCACUGACUUUUGCAUGUCCAAAUGGGAGGAAGUACUGUUCAAUAUGGUGGUGGGCGUGGUGUACAUCUUCUGUUGGUUCAAUGUACGUGAGGGCCGGACGCGGUACAGAAUGGUGACCUAUUACAUAGUGGUACUGUUAGAGAACGUCAUCCUAACCUCACUUUGGUAUGCGUACCGCGACCCAGCCACCACUGACGCCUAUGCCUCUAUUGCCAUCUGCGGCGUCUUCCUGUGCUUUGCCUCAGGUGUAGCCUGCAUGGUUCUCUAUUACGGGGUUCUGCACCCCAUGGGCCCCCGACUGAGGAUGUUAGCCAGCUCUUGCUGUGCGGAGCUGCUGUGGGGGCUUCCGUUACCACCUGAAGCUGAGCCGAUGGCUCCGACUCCAGGGCCUCGUGGCUCUCAGGCCACACCUACGCGAGGUGUGGCAGGGGAACACAUGGAGUCAGACGAGACAGCAACAGACACCUGCCUUCCGGUUUUCCAAGUGAGGUCUACAGAGCCUGUGGAUGCAGCUGGCAGGCCCAUUCCGCCUGAGGGUCCCCUUAUCAAAAUAGACAUGCCCAGAAAACGCUACCCAGCUUGGGAUGCGCACUUUGUGGAUCGGCGCUUGCGCAGGACCAUAAAUGUGCUGCAGUACAUUAGCCCCAACGCGGUGGGCAUCAGGUACAGGGACGGUCCACUUCUUUAUGAACUCCUGCAGUAUGAGUCCUCCCUCUGAAGCCACCUCCUAUGGUUCUGUCACCCACUUUUACACAGAAUGAUGCACAUCCUUUCAUUUUUCUCUUCACUUCCGUUCCUCAGCUGUUAUCUCUUUCUGUUUGGCCUUGGGUGAUCCUUUUUAAUUCAUCAGUUUUCCUGCAAGACAUAAUUUACCAACCAGCCAAAAACCUGUUCAAAUGCCCUAACACAUAUUUAUGAUUAUUUUUGAAGAGGGUGAAUUAUACUGACAGAAAACUAUGAACGUUACAGUAUCAUAUUUGAUAUAUCUAUAAAUAUAUAUACAGGUGCUGGUCAUAAAAUUAGAAUAUCAUGAAAAAGUAGAUUUAUUUCAGUAAU